This is a messenger RNA of Homalodisca vitripennis (glassy-winged sharpshooter), 2525 nucleotides long. RefSeq names its product transcription elongation factor 1 homolog. The transcript has 3 exons. Gene Ontology annotation, molecular function: RNA polymerase II complex binding. Gene Ontology annotation, biological process: transcription elongation by RNA polymerase II. The record is from RefSeq and is a predicted model, not a curated record. NCBI's taxonomy places the organism in Eukaryota, Metazoa, Arthropoda, Insecta, Hemiptera, Cicadellidae. The coding region runs from base 1341 to 1589 and encodes 82 amino acids. Gene Ontology annotation, cellular component: transcription elongation factor complex.
CUACGAACACAAAAGGAAUAGGAGAGAUAAUACCUUAUUUAUUUACAAAAAUAUAACUCGAAAAUAUUGAAUUGGGUUUUUUAUUUGUCCGCAAUAAACUUAACCACGUGUGAAAACUUUCCUAGUAAACUGUUAUUUAAAGGCUGCAACAAAACCGGCAAUCUAUAAAUUUCUAGUGAUAAAACACUAUUUCAGUACCAAAUAGCACGGUGAGUCGAAAACCAUAAUGCGAGAUGUUUUUCGAGAGUAAUUUCAAGCAAUUAGAUAUAAUAUAUUAGUUAAAAGGUCUCUUAAAAUUGUAUUUAUUUCCGUUGAAAAAAGGACGUAAAAUGGUAAUACAAGGUGUAGUGGUCUAUUUCGAAAUUUUGCAUUUUUAAACCUUUGCAGGCCUUUCUUCUGAGCCCGAUAGCCGGCAAACCGUUCCCCAAAUCGGGAAUUGGCUGAGCGUUAGCGAAGUGUCAAUACUAGAUAGAUACAGAGUGUUUUUUAAUGACUUACUUAAAUUAUACAAAGUAAGGCCCAAUUCCUGGUGCACUAGACACUUGAAAUUUUGCACAACUCUGGAUUAGUUCGUGUAACGACUAGAAACCGCCUGGAACCUGGCGAUUUCUUCAUUUAAUAUACUCUCAAAUAUUCAACAUGGCUGACCAGUGCAGCUUAUUCUCGUAAGCUCUUUAACGGUCAAACAAGAGGUCGGACCUCAAAACCAACAGCAGAAUCGAAAGACAGAAUUAAAUUUUCUACAAGAAAGAACCAGUCACUUUUUUUCGUAUCUCUUACGGUUACGUCACAAAACGGCUUCAAAGUAAAAAUUUUCGUUAAGGCUGGAAAAUCGUGAAAGUUAACUCCCUGGCAUAAUCUAAUCUUGGACUUAACUUAUCACCAAAUUAUUAUUCAAGCAGAAAUUUGAUAACACGUCACUUAAGGGGCCUGGAGGCAUCGUAGCAUAGACGCUUAAAAGUAGCAAAUUCUUAAAAGUGCUAAACGGCGCAGUCUUUUCUCCCAAGUUGAAACAUUUAUAUAAUAUUGAUUAAAAAAAAAAUGAGAGGAAAGUUAAAAUAUAAUCGCUGAACUCAUCACUUCAAAUUGCAGACCGUUCUUUGUGAUAGUGGUGGGGGAACCUACCUCUAGCCAUCCCCACUACUGUGACCGGGGAUGACCGCUUUCUACCUGAGGCGGUUGGACCCAGACCCCGUCAGUUGCCCGUUUGUCAGUAUCCAGGUGACAGUGGUUGAGUAGCGUUCUCGUUUUAAAGAAAGUGUACGCUUUAAAGAUAUCUUGUUAUUUUAAGAGUGUAGUUUUUACAGUGUUUUUAUAGAAUUAUAAGGCAGUGUGUCAUCAUGGGCCGACGCAAGAGUAACAGAAAGCCUCCUCCAAAAAGAAAGGCGGUUGUGCCCUUGCCAGUAGAGUUCAACUGCCCAUUCUGCAAUCACGAGGGAUCGUGUGAUGUGACGAUGGAUAGAGGACGUAGAUCUGGGAGGAUAGCGUGUCGAGUUUGUUUCGAGGACUUCCAGACAACCAUCCACUUCUUGACAGAGCCUAUUGACGUCUACAAUGAUUGGAUAGACGCGUGUGAGACUGCCAACUGAAUCCCCACUGCGUAUGCAUUGCGGUUCUGGUUGGUGACUGAAGAAUAAAAAUUAUCAAUAAGGGCAGUUUUGUAUCUUUUUUAUUAAUAAAAUAUUGUAUGUAUCGUAUAGUUAUGGCUUGAUACGGACAAAAUUGUAUUCACAUUUAUAUUGCAUAGAUUAAUUUGUAAAUAUAUUUUAUGUUAUACGCAUGUGCUUGUAUGAACUUUUUAUUUUGUAUCUACCUUAUUCCCUUUAAAUAUUUGAAAUAUGAAUUUACAACGAUUUCCUUAAUUGAGAAAUUGUAGAAGCUCCCUUAUAAACCAAUCUUUAAAUGUAAGCAUCCAGCAGUAAACAUUGGAGAAGAAGCAGGAAAUUCCCGUACAGGACCAAUAUUUUCGGAAUCCUACAACUGUCUUCGCCGUGACACCCUGCCGGCAGGCAAUAAGUCAAUAAUGUUUUUGCGGCUUAUAAUACAAGGGACGGCGCUAACUAGCGAGUCCGAGAAAUGUCAAACGGUUGAUCCUCAAGGGUAUCCGUGCAGGAGGUGUCCAUUGUCCAGCCCAGACAUAGCGGUACCCCGGUCGACGGUCGCAUGACUACCUGACGCCAUCCACCUUAACAUUUGCUUUACCCCUUUACCAAAGACAUUUCUGUUUAGCGACCUACCACCUCUCUUGAAUAACUUCUAUUCACCACUGUUCAGUUUAUACUAAGGUCCAGAAAAGUGGCAUUACCUGAAUAAUAUGAGCGUAUAAUUUUGUAGUUAGUGUAAAUCUAUGCAACGGCUACAUAUAUUACAUAAAUGGUGAAAUUCUAUAUGAAAACUUGAGCAAUAUAUUUCAAUAUUAAUAUUUCAAAGAGUUAAAGGACUGUAUCUAAAAAAUAAUAAUUUAUGUAAUAUCUUACAAGGGGCUGUUUAUAAUAUUACUUGAAAAAAAGCAAUGUGAAAAUCCA